CGUUAUCAGAUCUACCCAGUCCCGUGAGCUUUGCCAACUCAAUAUCGACUCUAUUUAAAACUCGGGGAAGCCAGAUAUAUUAACUUGUGGGCUGCUCUUGGAUGAUUGCUUAUAUUGACCUCUCCGCACAGAAUCACCACUGUAACCAAUGAGCUCCGUUAUCGCUCCAGAAGUCUGACUACCCCGAAUCUCGGAACUAAAACACCGCACGCACCCACUCUUCGUUUUCCAAAGAAUACUACAGUGCCAUCAAUAUCAAGAUGGGUGGCGGCAACAAUCCGCCGGGCUUCCCUCACUCCAACCCCACAGUCAGCUACUGGCAGGACCCUCCACACAAGAUCGCCAACCACCGCAGCACAGAGACCAUCCCGGACCAGACGUGGGAAUACGUCAUCGUCGGCUCGGGAGUGUCGGGCGCCGCGACGGCCUUCAAGCUGCUCAGCCGCGACCCGUCACUCAAAGUGGUGAUGCUCGAGGCGCGGACCGCCGCGUCGGGAGCCUCGGGGCGCAACGGCGGCCACUGCCGGCCGGGAUGGUGGUCGCACUUUCAGCUGUACGCGACGGCGUUCGGCGUGGACGAGGCGCUCAAGUUCGAGGCGCUGGAGGAGGGCACCGUCCAGGACAUUGCGGACUUUGUGAGGGAGCACGAGGUGGACAAUGACUUUCAGGACCUCGAGACGGCGGACAUCUUUGUCACGGCGGAGGGCUGGGAAGAGGCCAUGGCCAAGCUCGAGUUCCGGGAGGAGGUGAGGCGGAAGACGGCGGGGGACCGCGGGUCGCAGGUCAAGAAGACGGUCCUGCAUAAAGAAGAGGCCAGGAGACGCCUCGGGAUGCCAGACGCCCAGGGCGCAAUUGUAUAUCCCGCACACGCGCAGAACCCGUAUCUGCUGGUGUGUCGGAUGCUGGAGCUGGCGAUGGAAAAGGGGCUGAACUUGCAGACAAACACGCCUGCACUGGCCGUCAAGCAGGACGACGGCGGAGUCUGGACGGUAGAUACGGAUCGGGGAACGGUCAGGGCCCGCAACGUCGUGCUCGCGACCAACGCUUACAGCAACAGCCUGCACGCGGGUCUCGCGGGCACCAAGUUCCUCAUCCCUGCGCGCAGCCAGGUGGCGGCGCUCCGCCCAGGCAAAUCCAUGGACCCGAACUUCCUGUUUGGCCACAGCGGCGGGCCGUGCGACGUGCCGACGGGCGACUACUUCAUGACGGCGCCGCGGGGCUCUCGCGGUGAGGGAGACGUUCUAUGGGGCGGUGGGCGAAGCGUUUCCGAGACGAGCGAGGUGGGCAUCACGGACGACUCUACCGUCAAUGAGCAUGUGGCGUCGUACCUGCACCGGGCGCCGGGCAUAUUCUAUGGCGCCGACAAGUGGGGACGCGACGGAGACGGCGAGGGAGGGGACGGCGUCGUGCGCGACUGGACAGGCAUCACUUGCUACACGCCCGACACGCUGCCGCUGGUCGGGGCGGCGCCGGGCGAGCCGGGCCUGUGGAUGACGAUCGGGAUGAAUGGCCACGGCAUGGCGAUGGCGUUUCGCUGCGCAGAGGCGCUGGUGCAGACCAUGUUGAGCGGCAAGGGGGCAGACAUGCCCGACUGGUUCCCCAAGUGUAUGCGGCUGGAGAGAGCGUGGGAGAAGCCCAAGCUCAACGUCCGCACGGCGUGGUUCGCCGAGUGUUCCUGAGCCGGCGGGUCAACAGCUCCUUGCUAUCAAAACCAUGGUCCAGAAAAGGCUGCAGCCAAGACAUGCCGUCUCGUACAUCUCGAUAGCUGGUGGAGCCGGGUGGUCCCGGUACGCUGCCUUGUUCAUGCAGAUGCCGUUCUUGGUUCUUAUGAUCUAUCUGGCCACUGAAUCAAGGUUGGGAAACACGCUGCUGGGGAUGGAACUCUGUUUGGUCAAAGAGCUAUAUUACACUUUUUCUAUACAGUAAUGGGACUUGUUGACUGCCGGUAGGUACGGUUGUAAUAGUAAUAACGACAAAGCCAGUUUUUUUUUUUUUCUUUUUCUUUCUGUUAAAGGCACACAAACGCCCACUCAAGACAGGGGAGCCAGGCAUGUGCUAGCCAUUACUUCAU
Molecule: messenger RNA, 2071 nt
Organism: Pyricularia oryzae 70-15
Lineage: Eukaryota; Fungi; Ascomycota; Sordariomycetes; Magnaporthales; Pyriculariaceae
Product: FAD dependent oxidoreductase superfamily protein
Exons: 1
Coding region: 261-1679 (472 amino acids)
Cellular component (GO): cytoplasm
Molecular function (GO): oxidoreductase activity
Source: RefSeq, a predicted model, not a curated record